Penicillium macrosclerotiorum is the source of this 1206-nucleotide messenger RNA. RefSeq lists its product as uncharacterized. The coding region runs from base 1 to 1206 and encodes 401 amino acids. The transcript has a single exon. The record is from RefSeq and is a predicted model, not a curated record. Lineage: Eukaryota; Fungi; Ascomycota; Eurotiomycetes; Eurotiales; Aspergillaceae.
AUGGCUUUCAGCGGAGCAAUCGACGUUGGGCGAGACUUCCAUGCUGACAUGACGCUGGGCUUAGGCUUGAGGAAAGAGCAAGUCAUCACCGUCAACAUUUCGGAAAUCAAUAUCUCGAAACUUCUUCGUCUGGCUGGUGAGAUGAUAGAAGUUCAAGGAUUGCAGACCAUGAAUGGAGGAGAAGACUUCCUAGUGUUCCGUCAGGUCAAAUUCCUGUUUUCUACUGGUGGCGUGAUACUUCAACAGCGCUAUGACAGAGGCAUACACGUUAGAGGUAUGAUGGAAUUCUUUGGCAAGAAGGGCGAAUUCGAUGGUCGAGUCUUCGAAGACGGAAUCAGGAUUAAGGGAGGCAUUGAUCAUUUCAACAUCGGUGGCCUUGAGAUUCAAUCAGCCAGGUCAAAGGGCAAGCGGGCCACCAUGGACAUCGAGAUGACGGGCGAAAAACAAAAGAUAUUUGUGGAUGGUAAAAUCAGCUUCCAUGCCAUUGAACUGAGCAUUAUAAUCGACGCAUAUCUCCAGAAGAGGCGCUUGGAAGCCGAAAUCUCGCUCAAGUUCACGGAAAGCAUCAUGUUGCGUCUAAAGGCGAAGGCUGAAGUUCCAAGCUCGCAGUCCUUGGAGGGUGUAGUCAUGGAGUUCUCGGCCGAACUAAAUCCUGAUAUAGUUGGAGCCUUCUUCAAGGCCAUUAACAACACUAUCGAGACGAUUGGGAAAAUGGCAUCGGACUUGAGCAAGAAUAUCAAGGAGGAUCUUCAGCGCCAGGUGUAUAAGAAACAAGCCGAUCUGGACAAAUUGAAGAUCGAACUGGAACUUCUCAAGCAGGAAGUCGAUCAAGAAGUAAAGGAUCGACAGGUCAAAAUUGAUCAAGAUACUCAGGAGAGAAAAGAGUUGGAAAAAGAGCUCGAUCGACUAGAGAAUGCAGUGGCAGAAGCCCAGGAGAAGAAAGAGGAUAACGAGAGCAAGAUCAAUGACCUUGAAUUGGAGAAAGAACAGAUCAAGCGGAGGUUCAACAAAAAAAUACGAAACAAACAGAAAGAUUAUGAGACCGAGCUGAAAGCUGCGCGUGAAAACGAGAAAAACUGCGACAAGGAAAAGAAGAGGUUGGAAGACAAGAAAAAUGCGUCCUUUGGCGAUAUCUUGAGGAGUAAAGAAGAGGCUGACAGGAGUUGGCAAUGGUGGGAAAGUAAGUCUGGAUUUUCCUCAAAUUGA